AUGGAAGCUGUGGAGAAAAAGCAGGAGUUGGAGAUCGGAACCGUACCUUCAAAGGUUGACUCAGUGACCGCGGGGACAAUCGAAAAGUUGCAAGACGCAGACGAUGCAGCAAAUCAAGAAUUCUAUGGCAACUCGAUUAGCGACUCUUAUCGUUUCAAGUCCGAACUUGUUAACAAAUGCAUGGAGGAAAUCGGCUUUGGCCGGUAUCAGUAUGAGCUCUUUGUUGUUACCGGGUUUGGUUGGAUUACGGACAAUUUCUGGUCCCAAGGAAUCGGCACAAUCCAACCGGCUGUUAGACUCGAAUUCAAUGAUAUUACCAGAGUUGCAUUCAGUUCGAUCGCCUACUAUGUCGGAUUGAUCUUCGGGGCAUCCUUCUGGGGCAUUUCGGCUGACUUCAUUGGCCGAAAGCCUGCUUUCAACAUCACUCUCUUCAUUGGCGGUAUAUUUGCUCUCGCUGUUGGAGGCAUCGACAACUUCCCUGGGUUUUGCGUCCUUUGGGCUAUCAUUGGCACCGCUGCUGGGGGUAAUGUCCCGGUCGAUUCAAUGAUUUUCCUGGAGUUCGUGCCCGGAUCUCACCAGUAUCUCUUGACGGCGCUGUCUGCCUGGUGGAAUUUUGGGCAAGUCAUCGUGUCUCUCAUCGGUUGGGUAUUCAUUGCCAAUUAUACAUGUCCCUCAGAUUCUACUCCAGAGACAUGUCGUAAGGCAGAUAAUAUGGGAUGGCGUUACGUUAUGUUUACGUUGGGUGCCUUGGCUCUUAGCUUCGCCAUGAUCCGAAUUUUCAUCUUCAAGAUGCCUGAGUCACCACGGUACCUUCUCUCGAAGAAUAGAGAUGCAGAAGCUGUCGAGGCGGUCAACUACGUUGCAAGAUGCAAUGGAAAGCCUGAGCCUCUAACUCUGGCAAUGUUUCAGCAGAUUGACCUCGAUCUCGGUAUUGUCCUCAACCCAGAGGAAACUGGCCGACAAGGUCUCACCAGGACUCAAAUACUGAAGGAGAAUCUUGCGGAUUUCAAGUCAACCAACUUUAAGAACUUGUUUGCUACACGUAAGCUGGCUCAGCACACUACAAUAAUCUGGCUCAUCUGGCUCACCAUCGGAAUUGCAUAUCCCCUGUACUUCAACUUCUUACCCACAUACCUGGCCCAAAAAUUCACCGACAACUCGUCUUUUGAUGAGACUUACAGGAACUACUGCAUUGCCUCAACUGUGGGAGUGGUUGGCCCAAUAGCUGCGGCCUUUGCGGUACAGACUAAGCUUGGUCGUCGCUACAUGAUGGGCAUCUCUGCUAUUAUCACUGGUGUCUUCCUGUUUUCCUACACUGCAGCCCGGACACCCAGUGCUAAUCUUGCAUUUACUUGUAUCAGUGGCUUAUGGGGUAACUUCGAAUAUGCGGUCAUGUACGCUUUUACACCUGAAAGUUACUCGGCACCUCAACGUGGACUGGGAACGGGUUUCGCGGCAACUCUGUUGAGAUUUGGUGGUCUUUGUGCAAGUCUAAUUGGAACCUACUCAGAUUUCACGGUUGUCCCCAUCUAUGUCUCAGCCGGGAUGUGGAUGGCAGUCGGUCUCAUCGCCUUUGGAUUGCCUUUUGAGACUCAACAGCAUGCGGCUAUCUAG
This is a messenger RNA of Exophiala aquamarina CBS 119918, 1614 nucleotides long. RefSeq lists its product as uncharacterized. Gene Ontology annotation, molecular function: transmembrane transporter activity. The transcript is spliced from 5 exons. NCBI's taxonomy places the organism in Eukaryota, Fungi, Ascomycota, Eurotiomycetes, Chaetothyriales, Herpotrichiellaceae. Bases 1 to 1614 code for a protein of 537 amino acids. Gene Ontology annotation, biological process: transmembrane transport. The record is from RefSeq and is a predicted model, not a curated record.